AUGUCCGAAGCCAAAGUCAGGGAAAACGUACACGAGAAAUUGAAGGCAAUGCUGCCUAACGCUGGAAAAGUUGUCAAUGACGCGACGGAAUACGAGAUAGUAAGGAUAGCCCCGUACAAAGCGCAACAAUUUCUUGCAUCGACACUGUACAAGAACCGAGUGUGCCUAAUUGGAGAUGCGGCACACUUGACGAACCCAUACGCUGGACUCGGAUUGGCAUCUGGCAUCGCGGACGCGGCAUCUUUAGCGGAGGUCCUGCAUCAGAUCUUGACGGGCAAUGCAAAAGACGAGGAGAAGCUGUUGAACGCUUGGAGUGGGGCGAGGCGACAAAAAUACUUCGAUGUCGUUGACAAGCCGAGUCGCAUGGCGUAUAAGAGGGUGCAGAGCGACAUCAGUACAGAUGACAAGCUCAAAGAGCUAUUGAGUCGGGACCCAAUAGUUGCAGCCCUGAAGAGAGGUAUGCCUGUUAUGCCACCAAGCUUGGAGACGAAAGGAAGUGACCUGGAAGGAUGGUAG
Parastagonospora nodorum SN15 is the source of this 516-nucleotide messenger RNA. RefSeq lists its product as hypothetical. NCBI's taxonomy places the organism in Eukaryota, Fungi, Ascomycota, Dothideomycetes, Pleosporales, Phaeosphaeriaceae. The record is from RefSeq and is a predicted model, not a curated record. Gene Ontology annotation, molecular function: FAD binding. The transcript has a single exon. Bases 1 to 516 code for a protein of 171 amino acids.